Molecule: messenger RNA, 897 nt
Organism: Candidula unifasciata
Lineage: Eukaryota; Metazoa; Mollusca; Gastropoda; Stylommatophora; Geomitridae
Source: the annotation of a GenBank genome assembly
AUGUUGGACUAUCGCAGCAACGUCAGCAAUGACUCUACACAAGCUGGGCAUAGAAGCCAGGGGCAUCACCACCAGACUCAACACAGUCAUGAAGAAGGAUCAAACAGGGUCCCACAUCGUGGUGCCGGUUCUGCGUCAAUGUCGUCCAUUAUGAACACAAAUCACCAGAGGGAAAGCGAAACCUCUAGACAACACAGCGCCUUUCUCCUGAGCUCGCCGCCCCUGGCUGCACUUCAUAAUUUAACAGAGAUGAAAUUUCCUUCGUCAUCGUCGUCUUUCUUAUCCCAGGAUUACUCGCCGAACACUCUCAAACAGAUGCAGCUGGCCAUGUCGCAAGCGCUGUCCACACCUCACGGUAUCAGCGACAUCCUCGGCAGACCCCAUGCCACUUUCGGUCUGCCGAGGCUCAACUCUGACAUCUACCUGGGUCACCCGGGUCGCUUUCCUAAACUAGCAGAGCUGCCCGGCCGGCCGCCCAUCUACUGGCCUGGGGUUAUGUCGGAACCAUGGAGACCGUCGGGCUCAUGCGAACGGAGCGACUCACAGUCAAACUCAAUGAUCCUAGACAAGGACGGAAAGAAGAAGCAUACGAGACCGACAUUCUCGGGACAACAAAUUUUCGCCCUGGAGAAAACAUUCGAGCAAACCAAAUAUCUGGCAGGACCAGAACGAGCCAGACUGGCUUACGCUCUAGGCAUGUCUGAGUCCCAAGUCAAGGUGUGGUUUCAAAAUCGUCGCACAAAAUGGCGGAAGAAGCACGCAGCAGAAAUGGCAACAGCCAAAAAGAAACAGGAGCAGGCAGAAGAUAUGGACGACAACUCUGAACCAGAAGACGAAAAUGUUGACCAGGAUUUGAAAGCAGAUUGCAACUUUUUAGACGGUGUUGACUUUCACUGA